This is a messenger RNA of Myotis brandtii (Brandt's bat), 773 nucleotides long. RefSeq names its product SRY (sex determining region Y)-box 4 (gene SOX4). The coding region runs from base 1 to 669 and encodes 222 amino acids. Gene Ontology annotation, molecular function: DNA-binding transcription activator activity, RNA polymerase II-specific; RNA polymerase II cis-regulatory region sequence-specific DNA binding. The transcript has 3 exons. The record is from RefSeq and is a predicted model, not a curated record. Gene Ontology annotation, biological process: positive regulation of transcription by RNA polymerase II; anatomical structure morphogenesis; cell differentiation. Lineage: Eukaryota; Metazoa; Chordata; Mammalia; Chiroptera; Vespertilionidae.
AUGAUAAGAGUUCGGGAGCGGAGGAAGGGGGAAAAGCAAGAAGUCUGUGGAUCCCCCACGUUUUCCCAGGCCGACGACCCGAGCUGGUGCAAGACGCCCAGCGGGCACAUCAAGCGGCCCAUGAACGCCUUCAUGGUGUGGUCGCAGAUCGAGAGGCGCAAGAUCAUGGAACAGUCGCCCGACAUGCACAACGCCGAGAUCUCCAAGCGGCUGGGCAAACGCUGGAAGCUGCUCAAAGACACCGACAAGAUUCCUUUCAUUCGGGAGGCGGAGCGGCUGCGCCUCAAGCACAUGGCUGACUACCCCGACUACAAGUACCGGCCCAGGAAGAAGGUGAAGUCCGGCAACGCCAACGCCAGCUCCUCGGCCGCCGCCGCCUCCCAGCCUGGGUCGUCCCACUCCUCGUCGGCCUCCUCCGCGGGCUCCUCGGCCUCCGACGACGAGUUCGAGGACGACCUGCUCGACCUGAACCCCAGCUCAAACUUUGAGAGCAUGUCCCUGGGCAGUUUCAGCUCGUCGUCGGCGCUGGACCGGGACCUGGACUUCACCCUGGAGCCGGGCUCGGGAUCGCACUUCGAGUUCCCGGACUACUGCACGCCCGAGGUCAGCGAGAUGAUCUCGGGGGACUGGCUCGAGUCCAGCAUCUCCAACCUGGUCUUCACCUACUAACGGCGCGCGCUGGAGAGGUGGGCCGGGGUGACCGAGGGAGAAAAGGUGGACAGGGAGAGUAGAAAGAAGAAAAGGGGAGGGAAACCAGAAAAAGGAAAAAAAAA